AUGGAGUUUGCCAGGUAUCUUCAAAACGUCAACAAUCGAUAUGCAGUGAGACUUACAUGGAAGCACGAGGUCAAUCUGGAGGAUAAUUAUUACUUGGCGCACAAACGCCUAUUGCAUCUAACAAAGAGGCUACAGAAGGACACAACCCUAUUGGAAAGGUAUGAUAAAGCCAUCAGGGAAUAUUCGUCGUCGGGUGUAGCAGAGAAAGUCAAGGCAGGUCAAAGUAACGGUGAAUUCGUAUACUACAUGCCACACCAGGCGGCCAUUAGGGAAGACAGAACAACCACCAAGAUCAGGAUCGUCUUCGACGCUUCAUCAGCAGAGACACACGGGACAUCGGUAAACAACUGUUUGGAUGCAGGGCCGAACCUUAACCCUGAUUUGGUCUCGGUUCUUCUCAACUUCACAACGCACAAAGUAGCACUUGUUGCAGACGAGAAACAGGCGUUCCUGGAGAUUCUCAUACAAGAAGAAGACAGAGAUGCACUUCGUAUGCUGUGGUGGGAGCACAUACCAUAUACUACGGAAAAUAAUAAAUUGGAGACAUGGAGGAUGACAAGGGUAACCUUUGGAAUUGCCUCGAGCACGUUUCUACUAGCAGCGACGAUAAAAGCACACUUGCAGUCCGUGAAGGACAAGUACCCGGACACUGUGCGGAUGUUGGAAAAAUCUGUUUACGUCGACGACGUGAUCAUCGGAGGAAGCAGUGAUGAGGAUGCAAGAAAGGUUUAUUUAGAAGCAGGAGAGAUAUUUAGCACAGCUGACAUGGAAUUAAGGAAAUGGACGUCAAGCUCGAAGGAUUUGCACUAUUUGCACUAUUUGAAGGAACUAUUUGCAAGUUACUUCGAGGAAGAAGGACCUGACAGACAAGUACGCGAAAUAGGGCAAAUCAAUGUAGUACUUGGACUUAACUGGAAUUUCGAAAAAGAUGAGAUCGAUAUCUCUGCAGAGAAUAGCGUGAAAGACAUGAACGAAGAUUCACUAUGUACCAAACGUAUGGUGCUACAACGUGUCGCAAGGAUAUAUGAUCCAUUGGGGAUGUUAGCACCCGUAAUUGUUGCAGCAAAGAUGUUACUGCAGAGUCUGUGGAAAACGAAGAUCUCAUGGGACGAUCACCUGCAGAAGGAUCAACAAGAGCGAUGGCUUGAAUGGUGUACAGACGUAGAAGAGCUGCAAAAGAUCACGAUGUCUAGAUGCUAUGACGUACAUGGUUGUACAUGA
Molecule: messenger RNA, 1221 nt
Organism: Ornithodoros turicata
Lineage: Eukaryota; Metazoa; Arthropoda; Arachnida; Ixodida; Argasidae
Exons: 1
Coding region: 1-1221 (406 amino acids)
Source: RefSeq, a predicted model, not a curated record